AUGGAAAGCACCAACACUAUCACAGAAAUCAUAGGAAAGUUCGCCACCAAAGUUUGUAAACUGAAAUCUAUUGGGGUAUUCUCCUCCGAAGCCCCAAAUCUCAAUCCCUUGCAAUUACAGACGAAACCUGUUUGUAAUAAUGCCCCUGUGAGUGGAAACAGCAGUGAUACAAGUGAGGAGAUUAGAACCUAUGAUCUUAAAGUGCAUCCCCACCCGGUUAAAGUUGUGGCAAAAGACCAUGAUGGCAAUGAUGGUGUGGAGGUCUUAAAGAAUAUCUUUGAUGCUGUUUCUGCCCUCAAGUUGGCAUAUCUUAAGCUGCAACAAGCUCACAUUCCUUAUGAUCCAAAGAAGAUUGUAGCUGCGGAUGAUGAAGUUGUUGCUGAGCUUGAGAAGCUAUGCAAGUUCAGGCGUCAGUAUAAGAAAAUGCAAUGCAGCAAGGCGAGGUUCGAUGCUGCACUUUCUAGUCAAUUGCAGGCUGAAAUUGAGGCCAAGGAGGCAUUUUUGGGGAAGCUCAAGUCUCAAAAUUGUGCUAAAGAUUGUGAGGUUCUUCGGCUGCAACGAGAGCUUCAGGGCUUGGAGAUGGGGAAUGAAAUUCUGAUUGAGAACAUCAAGAGGAUGAGGGUGGUGAAGAGGGAAGCAAGUGUCUUGAGUGUUGAUAAGUUCCAGAAUGUUUACAAGGCUGCUUCGCAAUCCAUUCAUAAUUUCGCAAAACCAUUGAUCAGUUUGAUGAAAGCUUCGGGUUGGGACCUAGAUAAGGCUGCAAAUGCCAUUGAGACUGGUGUUGUUUAUUCUAGAAGGUGCGACAAGAAGUAUGCUUUUGAGGCCUACAUUGCACUCCGAAUGUUUCAUGGGAUUGCAUUGUCUUCCUAUGAUGUAGGUUAUGUUUUGAAUUUUGAUGAUCCUAUUGAUGCACUGAUGGCGAAUCCGGAUUCAGAUUUUGCCAAAUAUUGUCAAGCUAAAUAUCUUCUCGUCGUCCAUCCGAAAAUGGAAGAGUCAUUCUUUAGAAACUUGGAUCACAGAGCAUUCAUAAUGAGUGGGAGGCACCCAAGAACAGAAUUCUAUCAAUUAUUCGCCAAAAUGGCAAAAUGGAUUUGGGUUUUACUAGGAUCCGUGCACUCAAUAGAUCCUAAUGCAGCCUUGUUUUCUGUGAACAGAGGAAGUGCUUUCUCCGGCCUACAUAUGGAAUCUGUAAACGAAGAAAAGGAGAGCGACAAAGAGUGUGCCACCUACAAAGUUCAGUUUAUGAUCAUGCCUGGAUUUAAAAUUGGACAGACAAUAGUGAAGUCUCGAGUUUAUGUCGCAUAA
Messenger RNA from Arachis ipaensis, 1305 nucleotides. RefSeq names its product protein GRAVITROPIC IN THE LIGHT 1-like. NCBI's taxonomy places the organism in Eukaryota, Viridiplantae, Streptophyta, Magnoliopsida, Fabales, Fabaceae. The record is from RefSeq and is a predicted model, not a curated record. Gene Ontology annotation, biological process: negative gravitropism; response to red or far red light.